UAGACUGUUCUCUCUGCUACCGCACGGCAAGCGGUACCGGAGCGCCAAGUCCGGGUCCAAGAGGCUUCUGAACAGCUUCUACCCCCAAUCCGUAUUUUCUUCAAACUGCAUUGUUGGUUAAGGGCUUGUACUUGAUGGGGGCAGACAGUGGGUCAGGGGCAGCCCCAGGCCCAGCAGUGCCCUGGAGGAAAGUUCUAUGGGAGCGUCAACCCUUCCCUGAUAACUAUGUGGACUGCCGCUUCCUGGAGGAGCUCAGGAGGAACGAGGGCCUCCGCCAGUAUCGCUACUGGGCCGUGGUGCAGGAGGCAGGACUGGUGGCUCAGCAGAUCUCCUGUGUGGCUCUUUUCCUCACUCUCUGGUUGUACAUGGAGCAGAGCCUGCUCUCCCCUUCCACGCUGCUGUGGACCGGCCUGCUCUGUGCCCUGCUGGGCUAUGGACUCUACCAAGCACUGGCUCCGCGGGGAGAUUCAGACAACCACCACCGUACACGUUGGUCUGACCUGCAGAGUGCCUCUAUCUUCCUCUCCUUCACUUUUGGGUUCUCUCCUGUCCUCAGGACUUUAACAGAGUCAGUUUGUACAGACACGGUGUACGCCAUGACAGCCCUGAUGCUGCUGGCCCACCUGGUGGCCUUCCCCUACGCCCAACCUUCUCCCCCUGGGAGCCUCUCUCUCAACGCUGCCCUGUUCGCCUCUGUCUGCCUGGCCUCGCGCCUCCCCGGGGACCUGCACACCUCCGGUGGCCUGGACUCUUCCUCCUCUCCCUCCUCUCCCUCCUCUCUUCAUACGUUCACCAUGCUCUGCUGGGCCCUGUUAGUGUUUGCCCUAUGGCCUUGCCUGCUGCAGCGGCUGAGGGAUUGUGCCCCGUGGGUGUUUGGGUGUGUGUGUGUGCUGGUGGGUGUGUGUGGGGUGGGGGGGCUGGGUUCUCUGUGGCCUGGGGGGGCUGUGCUGUUGGCUGCACUGUUGGGGACUGUGACCCUGCUGUGUCCUCUGCUGUUGAUCCGACUGCAGAGUGACAAAGAUAACAUCCAGGGACCCUGGGAUGAAGCCGAGAUACGAGAGGAUCUAACACACUUUCUACAUUGAUGGAUAAAGGAGGCAGAGGAUUGGGGGGCCAAGCCACACACACCGUUAUCCACUGAGGACGGUAAGGGUAUGUCCCUUACCAGUACCAGACUGGCAACCUUGAAAACACUUUAUAGAAAGCUGUUGCUCCUAUUUUAACAGAACAAUAGAGUUUCUCAGCAGGGAACUGAAGCUCUUUGCUGCCUACUGUAGACGCUUUGCUCAGACUCCACCACUUUUAUACAACUUCUAAACGUGUGUCUAGUAACCAAGGGCUCUGAGGCACGGUAGAUUGUGACCAUGUUGAAUGAAAUAGGAAGUAUUCAACCUGUAAUGAUUUUAACCUUUGUUGUACGGUCAGGUGUUAAAUGCAGUUUUGGAAAAAUAAAGAUAUUUUGUUCAUGAUCGUA
Oncorhynchus keta (chum salmon) is the source of this 1474-nucleotide messenger RNA. RefSeq names its product phosphatidylinositol glycan anchor biosynthesis, class C (gene pigc). Bases 135 to 1085 code for a protein of 316 amino acids. The transcript has 4 exons. The record is from RefSeq and is a predicted model, not a curated record. Gene Ontology annotation, cellular component: membrane; glycosylphosphatidylinositol-N-acetylglucosaminyltransferase (GPI-GnT) complex. Gene Ontology annotation, biological process: GPI anchor biosynthetic process. NCBI's taxonomy places the organism in Eukaryota, Metazoa, Chordata, Actinopteri, Salmoniformes, Salmonidae.